Messenger RNA from Megalops cyprinoides (Indo-Pacific tarpon), 3057 nucleotides. RefSeq names its product synapsin IIb (gene syn2b). Gene Ontology annotation, biological process: neurotransmitter secretion. The transcript has 13 exons. Lineage: Eukaryota; Metazoa; Chordata; Actinopteri; Elopiformes; Megalopidae. Gene Ontology annotation, molecular function: ATP binding. The record is from RefSeq and is a predicted model, not a curated record. Bases 301 to 2214 code for a protein of 637 amino acids. Gene Ontology annotation, cellular component: synaptic vesicle; synaptic vesicle membrane.
ACGAGCGAAAGAGGGAGGGAGGGAGGAGGAGAGCGAGAGCAUCUCUUGCAGGCGUUCAGGCUGUCAGAGCAGAGGCAGAUUGGCUGAGCAGGAAGAGACCGUCAGCGUCACAGGAGGAGAGCAGAAGCAGACGAAGGAGAGAGGGACGCCGGUGAGAGCUCGGAGGAAACGCACGCCUCACAUCGCCCUUCGCAUCGGGAGACGGUCUCCUCUCGACAGGAGCAGACGCUCUCUCCGCCACCCGCCUGGCUCCCAGCCCGCCCUGCCUCUCCUGACCGACCACUCCUGCCGGCUGCAGCCAUGAACUUCCUGCGCCGACGCCUGUCCGACAGCAGCUUCAUCGCCAACCUACCCAAUGGGUACAUGACGGACCUGCAGAGGCCUGACCCCCCGCCGCCCCCGCCCCCGGCCGCCGUCCCAGCCCCAGCGCCGGCCCCGUCCACCUCCCCAGCCCCGGAGCGGAGACCCCAGCCGGCCCAGUCCACCGGAACCGGCUUCUUCAGCUCCAUCACCAACGUGGUGAAGCAGACGGCCGCCUCAGCGGGGCUGGUGGAGCAGACUCCCGCCCCCGCGCCAAAGAAGUUCAAGAUCCUCCUGAUCAUCGACGAGCCACAACAGGACUGGGCCAAACUGUUCAGAGGCAAGAAGGUCCAAGGAGAUUAUGACAUUAAAGUUGAGCAGGCUGAAUUCUCUGAGAUCAAUCUUGUGUCCCAUGCCAAUGGAACAUGCAACGUUGACAUGCAAGUCCUCAGGAAUGGAACUAAGGUCGUCAGGUCAUUCAAGCCUGACUUUGUCCUCAUCCGACAACACGCCUUCAGCAUGGCAGAGAACGAGGAUUUCCGCAACUUGAUCAUCGGCCUGCAGUACGCUGGUGUCCCAAGCAUCAACUCCCUGGAGUCCAUCUUUAACCUUUGUGACAAACCUUGGGCGUUUGCCCAGUUGAUUAGCUGCUACAAGAAGCUUGGUCCUGAGAAAUUUCCAUUGAUUGAACAAACCUUCUACCCGAACUAUAAAGACAUGAUCACCAUGCCAACAUUUCCUGUUGUGGUGAAGAUUGGACAUGCUCAUUCUGGCAUGGGAAAGGUAAAGGUGGACAACCACAGUGAUUUCCAGGACAUCGCCAGUGUGGUUGCUAUCACCCAAACCUACACCACCACAGAGCCAUUCAUUGACUCCAAGUAUGACAUUAGGAUUCAGAAGAUAGGCAACAAUUACAAAGCUUACAUGAGAACCUCCAUCUCUGGCAACUGGAAGACAAACACUGGCUCUGCCAUGCUGGAGCAAGUGGCCAUGACAGACAAGUAUAAGCUGUGGGUGGACACCUGCUCUGAGAUUUUUGAAGGGUUGGAUAUCUGUGCAGUCAAAGCAAUUCAUGGCAAGGAUGGAAAGGACUACAUCACUGAGGUGGUUGGAUCCUCGAUGCCGCUGAUCGGGGAGCACCAGGCUGAGGACAGGCAGCUCAUUGCUGACAUGGUGGUGGCCAAAAUGAACCAGGCAUUACCGAGGACACCCGCCCGCUCUCCCCAGAGACCAACCACUGUCCAGCCGCCACAGAGCACCACCCUUAAAGAAGGCAUAACCGACCCCAACAAGAUCCCAGCUCAGCGCCCCCCACCUCAAGGGGGCCCAGGGCAACCCCAAGAAUCGCAAUCCCAAAGUCAGGAGCCUCCGUCACAGCCAGCUCCAAGUGUCUCUGCACAGGACCCGGCCCCCCAGUCAGCUCUAGCCCCGACCACACAGCAACCCCAGCCCCAGGGUCAGGGUGAGCCCGUGCCUGGGAAGCCGGCAAACCAGCCACCCAAACCCCUGCCUCCCAAACCACUGCCCCCCAAGCCUGCCCCGCCCGUUCGGCAGAGCUCCAAACCUCAGGUUCAGCCAAAGCCUCAGACCCCGCCUCCGGUCAAGGCCCAGCCCAAACCCCAGGCUGAGUCUCAGCUUCAGUCCCCUCCGAAGGCCCAACCCCAAGCCCCAGAAGCUGCCCCUGCCCCUGCCCCUGCCCCCGCCCCCACUGAAGUCCAGCCUCCUGUUGCGGAGGAGCACUCAGCGCAGCCAAAGGCUCAGUCACAUCCACAGCUCAAUAAAUCGCAGUCCCUGACCAAUGCCUUCAGCGCCUUCAGCGAUGCAUCAUUCUUCCGCUCCAGCAACGAGGACGAGGCCAAGGCAGAGACCAUUCGAAACUUGAGAAAGUCAUUUGCCAGCCUGUUCUCUGACUAGCUUCUGGGUUUGCAGGUUCUGGAAUAACGACUGACUCCAAAUGCAUUAAGUGUGUUCAAGUGACAAAUCAGAUCUAUGUUAAUUGUAUAGAUCCUACCCUCCUUCUUGCUCUGUUCCCUGCCUGAAUGUCAAUUAAGCAAUAUUAGUAUGCUGUAAUAGUUCUGGUGGCAGAUGCACCAGUGGCACUUGGCUAUGAGUUCUCAGGCUGGUGGGGGGCAUCAUUUCUUCAGAUGAUGCAGGGAUCUGACAGCAAGUGAUUCAGCAGGUGAAAUUGGAGGAAAUAUCUGUGUCCAGUUACUCUUCGAUGUUGUAGCCUUAUCGUGACUGCGUGUUUCCCGUAAACUAAUCUCUGUAAUCUGUUAUCCAGGUUUUAUCCUGUGUGUGUUUGUGUGUGGGUGUGUGUGUGUGUGUGUAUCUAGAGAUUGGUUCGUUGGUGGGUUCUUUUCAUUAGACAUUUGUACUUUUGGUACAAAGACUUAAGACAAGACUGCUAUCCAGUCACACUCAUUCAAACAUGCUCUCGUGGUUCUCAGCGUAGGCCAAAAACGGUCGUCAGUGGCAUGUCAGAUCACUGCUUCAUGUCCAGGUGACAAGGCUCAGUCUACAGCACCUGCCAACAUGUCAACUUACCCAUGACUGCUGAAACGCCAUCACUCUGUUUUCUGUAGAACUCUAACAUGUUGUGUAUUGCACUGUACGUGAGUCAUCUCUGGAGUUUAGUUUGUAUAUUAAUUUCCUUGUUUUUGGCUUCACAUUGUUCAGUUCAUAUCGUGUUUUAUUUGUAUCCAGUACUGCUUUGCAUGAUCCAGUGACAAUUGUUUACUGUACAGCUGUCAAUAAAUA